Molecule: messenger RNA, 2250 nt
Organism: Exophiala mesophila
Lineage: Eukaryota; Fungi; Ascomycota; Eurotiomycetes; Chaetothyriales; Herpotrichiellaceae
Exons: 2
Coding region: 649-1713 (354 amino acids)
Source: RefSeq, a predicted model, not a curated record
CACAAUCUGAUCUCACUCCUCGGAAUCGAGCUUCGCUUACUCGGUGCCACGGUCCUGAUCCAUCGUAAUGGGUAGGGAUAACUCAACUGUGCUAACCUCAUCUUCUGCUGGUCAAACAAGCCACUCCUGGACGACUCUUCUCAACUGCUCUCCAAGCCGUGUCCACCCACUGGCUGAGCGGCCGAUAGAUGCACCCACACUCCUCCACCGUGGUGACGCUGAGGCUAGCUGGAUGGCUAUCUUCACCAGGUCACAUUCGACCUGAAACCUCGCAUUGACUACAUUUUCUAUUCUUUUGACCACUACUGUUAAUCCUUUGGCAGAGAGUCAUUGUCAUGUCCUGCAUGGCUUGACGCACCCUUCCCUCCUCAGUCACCUUCCAGACCCUUCUCAACCAGUCUGACUCUGUUGACACCACAAUCUCAUUCGAUUUCUCAGUUGUGUCACAGAUAUUCUGUUCCCACUCACUCUCGUCCAUCUCGCGCAUCUCCCAACACCCGAUCUGAAAUGUCCAUCUGCCGAAAUGCCAAAUCCUGUCGACUCUAGUUGAUAACCCGCCUGCAACUCGGCUACUUUCUUCUCAUCAAAUCUCCAUUUACCACUACUGCUGUCGGGGCAAGAUUCUAUAUUCUUCCUGAGCCAACAGUCAUGCCGCCCUCAGCCAAUCACCUCACGAUUGUGACCAGGCCUCCUAUUCACCAGAAAUACUUGGGAGAGCCAGACGACCCUCACUAUAUUCCCGAUUCGCCAUGGAUCUCGCGCCAGUUCAUCCCCGAAGAGAUCGAGGCCGAGUUGAAGCGGUCAUGUUUGAUGGUGCUGGCCAAUGUGCCACAUUCGGAUGAAAUGUCGGAUGAUCCUCUUCAAUAUCUAGCAGCUCAGAUAUUGGAGGGACGAGCAAAAUCCGCCCAAGACAAGAAAUCCGAGAAAUCCGAGCGCAUAUCGGCAUCAAACCACUGUCGUGAUAAGUCAUCCAACUUUGUUGCAAAGCAACGCCUUCCCUCCGAUGCAGCAUCGAGCAUCCAGUCACGAUCUUCCAACCGUGACACCAUCAACACAACCACCACCGCCGACUAUUCAACGCCGCUGACAAGUGCAGGACUCACGCCGGCCGACUCGGCGCGAAGGUUUUCUGAUGCAGCGCGGAAAUCAUACAACAGUUCCAAAAAGCCCGGAAGCAGCCUCCGCAAUGAAUCACAGAUGGUUGUGGCCAAGAGCCGCGUAACCUCUGCACCCAACCAGGUUCUACCCAAGUCGCUCGAUGGCACCAACCCUUCCCAGGACAUCCAAGCCAUAAAAAGAACGCUUCGCCUUGUCACCGAUGACUUUUCGAGGCCACCAAGUAGUGGCAACACAUCCACGGACCAUCUGCCCGACCCAGCAAAUCUUUCCAUGCCGGACCUGAACAAGUCCCUUCCACCACCGCCACCAGAGCCCGAGUCAGCGGUUGAAGACCAAAAACAACCGCAUAUCAGCCGAUUAAUGAAGACGAUCAAAAAGAAGAAGAGCAUGAAUGCCGUUGGUGUACGCAACCACAUCCAGAUACACGAAGCUCCUCCUAGACCUCACACCCACAAAUCGAACACAGCGCCAACGUGGGCUCAACCUCCACCUGAACCUCAAUUCCUUCCAGCCGAACCCUCAUCCAGCAAGACUCGGUUUAGACUACGAUUGUUUACUAGACGGCACCGACCUGCAGAUCUACUAGUGACCUGACGUCUCUUACUGGACAAUCUGCAUGUUUCAGCAGUUUUGUAUACCAAUAAUUAAUUCAUCCUGAGUGGGGGAUUCGACGAUGCAAGGAAGCAGCCGAAGCAUUCGGCGCUCAAAAUUCGGGUUCUCAGCGCCCAAGUCGUCCAUAUCCACCAUCAGCAGUCACACUCGACCUGGCAUUAGGAACAGCCAAUGGUUGUACUUGCCAGUGACCACAGCAGAUACAGUGACGGUCGCCAGACAUGCACUAGAAAUGCAAUACCUCCUCUUGAUAUCAAGUGCCUGUAACAUGGAACUCCAAAGCAAGCCAUGUCAUCAAGAACUCCAGCCCAGCUCAAUCACGAGUUUGGCAGUCCCAUCUCCUUCUUGGAGAACACAAGUGGCGACGGUAUUCCGGUCCACAGAUAUGUACACACCCAAAAGCACAAGCACAGUAUGGCUUUGAAUAUACACAUAUGCACACUUUCCAACCAGGAUUAUUCUGAUUUAUUAUAUUCCUCUUUUCCAUUCCGCCAGGACCCCUGGAACGAGGGAGCGCCC